UUUCAAUGAGAUAAGAUACAUUUUCAAUUUUCUCUUUUCAUUAUAAUACUUAGUAUUUACCUUUUUGGCCAUUCGUAUAUUUUAAGAAAAUUUUUAAAUUUAUACUAAACAUGCCUAUUAUGAAAGCUUUAGCUUCCAAUGUGGCUGUUCGCCGCUGGGCAUAUAAUCUUUCUGGUUUCAAUAAAUUUGGAUUACAUCACGAUGAUGUGUUGCAAGAAAAUGACGAUGUUAAGGAAGCAUUAAGAAGGUUACCAGCACACAAAGUAGAUGAAAGGUCAUUUAGAAUAAUGAGAGCAAUGCAGCUCUCUUUACAAAAAAUUGAAUUACCUAAAGAAGAAUGGACUAAGUUCGAAGAAGAUGACCGUUAUUUAAAACCAUACCUCGAAGAAGUUAUAAAAGAAAGAGAAGAAAAAGAAUACUGGGAAAAAAAUUACUAUUAGAACUUCAUAUUAUGUAAUAUUAAAAAUAAAAAAUCCCAUAGUCACAAUUAAAUUCUUACAACAGAUAUUACUAUUACUAUUAUUUUGAGUAUAAUGUUUUAAAAUUUGUAUUAUUAAACGCAAUAUAAUUUUA
Molecule: messenger RNA, 573 nt
Organism: Rhopalosiphum maidis (corn leaf aphid)
Lineage: Eukaryota; Metazoa; Arthropoda; Insecta; Hemiptera; Aphididae
Product: cytochrome b-c1 complex subunit 7-like
Exons: 4
Coding region: 111-440 (109 amino acids)
Biological process (GO): mitochondrial electron transport, ubiquinol to cytochrome c
Source: RefSeq, a predicted model, not a curated record